Messenger RNA from Lytechinus variegatus (green sea urchin), 3571 nucleotides. Its product is annotated as probable hydrolase PNKD. Gene Ontology annotation, cellular component: mitochondrion. Lineage: Eukaryota; Metazoa; Echinodermata; Echinoidea; Temnopleuroida; Toxopneustidae. The coding region runs from base 104 to 1123 and encodes 339 amino acids. The transcript is spliced from 11 exons. The record is from RefSeq and is a predicted model, not a curated record. Gene Ontology annotation, molecular function: hydroxyacylglutathione hydrolase activity.
AUAGCAAUACUCCAAUAGCCGAACAGUAUAUACAGCGGAGCUCCGUCGUCGUCCAACGAAUCGCGAACAGCGGCUAGGGCCUACUGUUACGGUAAAAUUUAAUAUGAUUGCCCAACUGUCACUGUUCGUGAUCAUCGUGUACUUGUUUCGGAGAUUUCAAAUUGUCAAAAGAAUGUUCAGGCCAGGAAGUCCUAUGUUUGCUGUUGGGUACACUGUGUAUGCAAAGACAAGAGUUGGGAAUUAUUUAAACAGGCGAGACCUCACUAAGAACAGAUUGCAAUUCCCAGAUGGACAUUCUCUGGUGGAACAGACUGAAUUACAAGGUGUGAUAAUUCUUCCUAUCCCCUACCUGAAGGAUAACUAUGCAUACUUGAUCAUUGAUAAAAGAUCAAAUGUAGCUGUUGUGAUAGACCCUGGUGAUGCAGAAGCUGUGCAGAAGGUGAUUGAAGAACAGAAUGUACAGCUAACAGCUAUCCUGACAACACAUAAACAUUGGGAUCACUCAGGAGGCAACAGGAAGCUCAAAUCUUCAUAUUCAAACCUUUCUGUUUAUGGAGGUGAGAGAGAUGGUGUUCCUGGUGCUACUCAUAAUUUAAAAGAUGGAGAAUGUAUUCAAUUUGGAGAUUUAAAGUUCACUGCACUAUUUACACCAGGACAUACUGUAGGUCACAUGGUUUAUCUACUUGAUAGAUCAGAUAAGAGCUCUCUCUUCACAGGUGAUAUUCUUUUCUUAGGUGGAAAUGGUCGAAUGUUUGAAGGGGCUCCAUCUAUCAUGCUUAGUAGUCUUGAUAAAAUCUGCAGUCUUUCUGAUGAUAUACUGAUAUGGCCAGGUCAUGAAUAUGCAUUAGAUAACCUCCAGUUUGCUCAUAACUUUGAUGCAGAAAAUGAAGAUGUCACAAGAAAACUACAUUGGGUGGAGGAGAGGAGAAAAGAAAGGAAAAUUACAAGCCCAUCAACCCUUGGUGAGGAGAAAACCUACAACCCAUUCUUGAGGACUUCAGAAGACAGUAUCCUACAGAAGGUUGAUCCCGGACACCAGACCACAUCUGACAGACAAGCCUUGAGGGCUAAAGCUCUGGCUUUCCUUCGCAAGAGCAAAGAUUCUUUUAGCUACAAACUAUAAGUAAGCAUUAGUUAAAUUAUGAAACUCAUGAACUGAGAGGUUUCGCAUGAUUUGACGAGUCAAAAUCGGUGCCUUCCUCUCAGCUGUAAAGUGCAGUUCUCAUUGACUUCAGGUUGGCAAUUCAUGUCAGAUAGACAUGCUUCAAGGGAAAAAGUCAUUGCUUUCAUCUGCAAAGACUAUUACAAAUUAUAGGAUCUAUUAAUUUCAAGGUUAAUGAGCAUUAUAAAUUUGGAGGUUUAUCUUGUACUUUCUAAAGUUGAUCUCAAGUACCUUGUAACUUCAUGGCUGAAGCUCUCACUUUCCAUCUAAGAGCAAAAUCUUUCACAAGAAUUUAGUAAUCAUAAACUUUUAAAAUUUCAAAUAUCAGCAAGUGGUGUUUGUAUUGUACAUGUACAAUAAAAUUUUGAAGGAGUAAACAAAUGUUAUUCAUUUUUUAUUAUGGUGAUUGGUAAUGAAUUUGUAUAGGACUGCUUACAUUCCACAUCAGAAAGAAGACGAAUAAUUACACAUCCAUUAGAAGUAGGAAUAAUCAGGCUUGCCAGACAUAGCAACAAGUAUGAAAACUGAACUGUAAUAUUCAAUUCUUUAUAUUCAUUGAUGAAUGGUAUGAACCACAGGUACCUAAUUUAUUCUAAAAUAUAUGUUGGGAUAAUACCAGUCAACAUGUAACAAUGUCACACAUGUUAUGAAUUAUCACCAUCAUCAUCUGUUAUAGAAUAGUGCUAAAUUUAUCGAUCUUUGAGUUUGAUCUCUACUAUAUGUAUUAGUGCCAGAAUUGAAGGUUAAAUGAAUAUUGUUUUUUUCUUUGAAUGUUAUAUCAUUCAAGUGCGCAAAGAUGAUGAAUGCUUGCACAAAGCAUCACUCUAAUACAUCUAGGCUACUGAAGGUCAAUCGAAUUUUAGAUUUUUGUAUUUUGAAAAAAAAAUUGUAUGUUUACUUGUACUUAUGGAGUUUUGUGCAUAUUUUAGAAAAUGUAAUUUUAUAUGUUGUUUAUAUUAUAAAUACAUGUAUUUUUUGUAAAGCAACUUAAAACUUGUAUACCUUUAUCAUGUCAAAUCCUAUUUUUGUAUGCCGUUAUGUACAUACUAUAGCCAAGCUAUCUAAUUAUAUGAACUGCCAUUCUCUUUGGAAUUCUCAGGAUUGUGAGAUGCAUUUGUGGCUUGUGUAAAGCGGCAUGCCAUUGACAAAUCAUGGGGAAAUUGAAUCAGUACGAAAUUUGCAAAAGGACAGUUGACUUGCAUAAUAUAAUCCAUCCGUCAUGAGAGCCUGUCGGACUGUGAUAAAGUUUGGACAGCACAAAUUUGACUGAAUUCGUGAUUGUUAUUGGGUUGUCUCAGUUCUUGUUUCAAACAAUCCCGAUUCCUAUAGAAGAAGGUUUCUUGAUUGCUAAACCAAAAUAAAUAUCCUCUGUGAAGUUAAAUGUUUCAAAGUGAAAACCUGCAGUUUACUUCCAGUUGGUUAGUCUAUCGCUCUCCUAUUAGACCUCCCAGACAUGCUGGCAUCUAUUACAUAAUACCCCCAGGCAUGCAGCCGAGUGAAAGACUUGAAUCUUUUCUCUGUUCUGAGAUUGGCCUCGAUUUCCCCAUGAAUUGACAAUAGUAGGUCACUUUAAAAUGUUUCAAUUUAUGUGAAAUUGUUCAGUUAUUAAUAACAUAUAUGUACAGUAAGUUUCAUGUGCAAAUAAGCUGACAUGUAUGUGGGAAUGGGCAGAUAAAGACACAAUGUCAAAAGAAUAUUAUGGUGUAUUAUUAAGCUGAAUUCAAACUGUAUUCUUUGAACCCUUAAUUGCUUGGGAUGUUUGUAACCCUCAUCCUAAAUUUUGUGUGCAUAUCAAGCAUACUGACAUGAAAAUAAUCUCCCAUUCCCUUGAUUUGUCAUCUUUCUCUGCUGGUACCUGGCCCAGCGCUGAUCAGCUGAUGUUUUGCAGUUCGUGUCUGUUUCAUCCUCUAAGUCACUACUUUGAUUGUAAAGACUGAUCAAUAGCUAUAUCAUACUUAGCAGAUGAUUUGCAGAGUACUAUCGCAUGAGCCUUGUCAGUAGAGUAGUAUCUUUUGGCCAUUUGUUAUGUUAAAACAUUCGAAAUCAAAGCAAAGCAAAAUCAAAACAAAUAUCCCCAUACCGUAUUAGCAAGAUGACAUUAUUUUGAAAAGAUCACCUUAUAUUAAGACCAGUGUUUGUCAAGUCACAUCACUUCUGGUGGGUGUUUUAGAAAGCUGUAAGUUAAAGGUAAAAGACAGUAGUUGCAGCAAAGAUAAAUGCCAGGCUGAAUAUUUGAUGAUGUAAACAUCUGUCCCCCUUGAAUAAUUUGUGUUUAUUAAUACAUGAAAAGAUACUGUUAUUGAUUACAACACAUAGUAUAUAUGGUUUUUAAAUCUGGGCCCUGUCUUACAAAGAGUUACUUUUGAUCCAAUUGAUCUCAACUGUAUGGAAAUCCAUCCACACCAUAAU